AUGGGGACUUCACCUGCAACCAUUGACAUGAAGCUACUUAAGUUGACAUGGAGAAGGUUAGAAGGUUUGGCUGCUAGACUUGGUGGAGCCAAGAACAUAUUCUGUGAACUUUUUUCUGAUAACAAGGUUGAGAACACCUUUUGGUUGGAUAGUUCGUCAAUUGAGAAGAAUGUUCCUCGUGGGUUCAUAACGCAGCACAUUCAGGAAAUCAAGGAAAUCGUGACUCUCAGGCAUUCAAAUAGAACAUGGCCUGUGAAGCUUAGGAGCUAUCCAAGUGGGUUGAUGCUGUUCUCUUCUGGUUGGAUUGCAUUUGUGAGAGGAACUGGUUUGCGUGCAGGAAGUGUCUGUGUGUUUGAGCUAAUUGAUAGAGAUGAUAUUGUGUUCAGAGUCUACAUUUUCAGCAGGGCAGGCAGGAACAAACAGUCUAAAUGCAGAAUGAACCAUCCGGAGCCAGUAUUUUGUGAUCCUACUCCUUCGAGGCCUCUCACUACUCCUAAAUUAGCCAGCAAAUUUGAUUCGGAGCAUCCCUUCUUCAAACUGGUGAUACAUCAGAGUCAUUUUAAAAAAUUGCAUGUUCCCGGUCAAUUCGCCGAGCAACAUAUUCAAAAAAACAAGAGAAAGGGAACUCUUAGGUAUUCAGACAGAUCGUGGCCGGUGAAUCUCUCAAGAUAUACGCAGGGAACCCAAGUGCUCUUUUCUGCUGGUUGGCGUGCAUUUGCAAGAGAAUCUCAUUUGUGUGUAGGAAACGCCUGCGUGUUUGAGCUCAUUGAUAGGGAUGAUGUUGUGUUCAAAGUCUCCAUCUUCAGUUGUGGUGGUAAGGAUCAGAUUCACAUUGAUUGAGGUGUUCAUCGGACGUGUUAGUCUAGACUGUUCGAGGUGUCGAUAUGAAUUCAAGAUCCUAAUUACGCCUCCUUUAUUCAGCUGUGGCGAAUCGAUGCAAAGGAGACUCUUUUCUGUUC
Molecule: messenger RNA, 959 nt
Organism: Syzygium oleosum
Lineage: Eukaryota; Viridiplantae; Streptophyta; Magnoliopsida; Myrtales; Myrtaceae
Product: B3 domain-containing protein At5g18000-like
Exons: 4
Coding region: 1-840 (279 amino acids)
Molecular function (GO): DNA binding
Source: RefSeq, a predicted model, not a curated record